AUGGAGAAGCUACCAGUAGAGCUUGUCUCCCGGAUAGUUGAAUAUGUCGAACCGAAGGAGCUACGAACCUCCAGCUUGUCUCGCGCCGCCUCUUUGACAUCUGCCGUGACAAUCCGAUCUGGCGACGGCACUGCUACGAGGCAGCUCGCAACAGAUUGUCUGAAACUGCUACUUCCUUCUUCCCUGCAACCGUGCCCCGGCUCACAAGGUAACAGAAGUAGCAGAAACAGCAACAACCAAGGUGGCAUCCUGGAUGUUAUAGUGCGGACACAGGCUCAGGGCAGCGGCACUGUCGAUCGGUCAGAAUCUUUCCUUGAAAAUAGAUUGGGGCGCAACAAGUGGAUCAGCCAAUGGGAUUCUUCCUACAGUGGGGAGGAAAUCGACUGGUAUUCUGAGUACAUCGCGCGGAAUGUCCCAAUCUCAGUUCACUGGCUGCAGGAACCGGAUGCUGCUGGGAAUCGAAGUGGAGACGCAGGGAUCGUUAAACCUGAAGUCAAGGGAAUGGGGCUGAUGAAAGAUCGCGGUUAUGGGGGUGCUGAUAAGAUAAUUGGCCCUCUGGAUGACGGCACGGUAUGCCUGUGGGAUCUUAACCGUUCGACCUUAAGUGAACGAAACUCAAGAGGAAGGAUCAUCGGGACCAGUGCACCUGAGAGGAUCCUUACUACAGAUAUGAUGCGAAGCAGGGCUACGUUCUCACCCACAAACGCGCCUAUAAUCGAUUUUAUCGGAGUCGGGGAGUGUGUCAGCGUCGAUUCAUUCCGGCAAAUUGCUUUUAUCGCCGUUGGGCACAUCUUAAACGAGGUUGAUAUGUCCACCCUGCAAGUGAUCUCGCAGAAGAAAUUCUCUUGGUCGAUAUUUGCCCUUUCUCAGGAAACUGAAGAGUAUUCGGCGCCGCUAACAGUUGGCACGACGCGGAGCCUUCACCUCUACGACCCUAGGAUCCGCUCCCUAGACUCUAGGAUAUGCAGUCCCGUAGCUCCAAACAAUGACAGAUACGUAUCUUUGCUCCAACCCAAUUCCUCUCUCUAUUCUACACUCUCCUCUACCAAAUAUAAACUCAUUCGCCAUUGCCGGACGUUUUUCUGCGAUUCUACUGUACGACAGGCGCAACUUGUCAGUAUAAGUAGCUUAGCUGCCCUCCCGAUGUGUCCUCAACCAUACGCAUCCAGCCGGCCCCAGCUACGAGGUAACCACAUUAUAGUUGCAUGUGGCGAAUACAAGGGACGCGGCUCUCUUGAGUUGUUUUCGACUAGCAUUCCCACCAACUCCGGAGACUACGGGAGCCAGAGGUGUUCGAUGCUUGUAAAGGAGGCGAUCUGUCAGAAUCGACAGAGUGCCUCGGGCUCAAAGCUCUUGUCCGUGGCGACCCAUGAAACCCGAAUUGUCUUCGCUGAUGCCAACGGGAAUAUCAAAUGGGUGGAACGAGACGAUUACUGGCCUGGCGAACAUGAGAUUGGUGGUUCAGAUAUCGUUCGCAAAAUCCUGCCGUACGACGAAGCUGUUUGCCGAUCGCUACAGAUUCAGCGAGAGGAGCUGAUAUGGAUGGGAGCCUUUGGGACUGGAAGCUGA
This is a messenger RNA of Paracoccidioides brasiliensis Pb18, 1569 nucleotides long. RefSeq lists its product as uncharacterized. Gene Ontology annotation, biological process: protein polyubiquitination. The coding region runs from base 1 to 1569 and encodes 522 amino acids. The transcript has 5 exons. The record is from RefSeq and is a predicted model, not a curated record.